Diutina rugosa is the source of this 1800-nucleotide messenger RNA. RefSeq names its product Cht3p (gene CHT3). NCBI's taxonomy places the organism in Eukaryota, Fungi, Ascomycota, Pichiomycetes, Serinales, Debaryomycetaceae. The record is from RefSeq and is a predicted model, not a curated record. Gene Ontology annotation, biological process: carbohydrate metabolic process. The transcript has a single exon. Gene Ontology annotation, cellular component: extracellular region. Bases 1 to 1800 code for a protein of 599 amino acids. Gene Ontology annotation, molecular function: chitinase activity.
AUGGCGUUUUCCGCCUCCGCCCUGAACAACAUCGCCGUGUACUGGGGCCAGAACUCUGGGGGUGGCCAGCAGCCGUUGGCCGACUACUGUGCUCGAGAAGAAGUCGAUAUUGUCAUUCUUUCGUUUCUCUACGGGUUCCCCAAGAUGAUGCUCAAUUUCGCCAAUGCCUGUGAAAAUACCUUCACGUCGGAAGGGUUAUUGCACUGUUCGAAUAUUGCUAACGACAUCAAAACGUGUCAGCAAAACGGUAAAAAAGUGUUGUUGCUGUUGGGUGGUGCUACCGGUGUCUACGGCUUUACUUCCGAUAACGAAGCCACCGAGUUUGCCGACACUUUGUGGAACUAUUUCGGUGCCGGUGACGCUGGAGUCGAACGUCCGUUUGAUGACGCCAUUGUCGAUGGGUUUGACUUCGAUAUCGAGAACCAGAACCAAGUGGGCUACCCCGCGUUGGCCAACGCCUUGCGCCAGAAAUUUGCCCAGGACUCGCUGAAACAGUACUACUUGGCUGCUGCUCCUCAGUGCCCUUACCCUGACGCUUCCGUGGGUAAUGUCUUGGCUCAGCUGGACCUCGAUUUUGCAUUCAUUCAGUUCUACAACAAUUACUGCUCGCUUGGUCCCAAUUUCAACUGGGACACCUGGGCGGAUUUUGCCGCCAACGUCGCUCCCAAUAAGAAUAUUAAGUUAUACGUUGGUUUACCCGGUGAGGCCCGUUCCGCCGGUUCUGGCUACCUUUCUGCUGCCGAUGUAGCCGCCAAGUUGCCGCUGCUGGUGUUGCUGAGCCCUGCCUUUGGGGGGUUCUCGUUCUGGGACGCCUCGCUGUCGAUCGCUAAUGUCGAUGCCCAAGGCCAAAAUAUGGCCCAAUCGCUUAAGGCCCUUGCCAACGGUGCCUCCCCCGCUCCUCAACCUCAUUCGCUGUCGAGCUCUUCGCUGACUACUACCACCACCUCCACCCUGUCUACCAUUAACCCGUGGCAACCCACCACCUCCACCACCUCCACUCUGUCGACCACUACUUCAACCACGUCGUUGCUGUCGACUAUCAACCCGUGGCAACCUACUACCACUUCGCUGACUCUGACCACGGCCGGACCAGCGACCACUUCCUCUUCGUCUUCGGUUGAAGCGCAACAAGUGGCGCCGCUGUCGCCUCUGCUGCUGCCGUUGCCGCUGUCGCUGAGUGACCUUCUUGGAGGCAACAAGGGUGUGGACGUGACCCUGUCCUCGCUGAGUGACGUGGUCCCCAGCCCUGAACAAGCCACUACUGAGCUGACCACGGAAGCCACCACUGAGGCCACCACGGAAGCCACCACCGAAGCCACCACCGCUGAAGCGACCACUGCCCCCGCUUCUGAAUCUAAUUCACCUCUCCCUGAAUCUACUACGUCCGUGGUGCUGCCGGAAAGCAUCGACGUCGUCGACCCUAGUACGGCCGUGCUGGAACUACUGUCGACAGUGCCGCCAGUGCCGGAACUGACGGAAGCGUCCCCCGCCGAACCCACCGACGCCGACGCCACCACGGAAGAAGUGUACGAGCCCACCACGCUCCAGACGUCAUCGAUCAGAGUGGUCGAUGCCUUCCCCACGUCGUCGGUGGUCACCACUACCGAAACCCAGGCUGACGGCCGGGUGGUAGUGGUCACGAGAACCGAGGGCCACACCGUGACUCAGGUGGUCACUGAGGCCGCUCUUCAAACCACUCGUGUUAAAGUGAUGACGGUGAAGAAGCCCACGACGGCGUUUAACACCCGCACCACCACCGCCAUGACCACGCGUUACAUCACCACGUUGUACCGUCACUAG